AUGGGUUCCAACGACCAGGUCGUCGACUUCGAAAUUAUCGAACAAUCGAAGGAAAACAUCCAGUCUCUCCCCAGCGGACGCUCCGCAAGAGCACUCGCCCAGCUUUACACGCCUCCAUUGACUUCAGCCGCUGGCCAAACACCGUCGCCUUCGCAAAUGCAAGAUGCAAACAGCGCAACCCGUCUCAAGUUCGAGAAGGAGCUCAUGGCGAUUGACGACUCUGACGACCCCCUCGAUGUUUACGACCGAUAUGUCAAAUGGACGCUCGACGCAUACCCAUCCGCACAAAAUACACCCCAGUCACAACUCUGCCCGCUGCUCGAGCGCGCAACGAAAGCCUUCCAAUCUUCACCGCAGUACAAGAACGAUGUGCGCUAUCUCAAGCUCUGGCUGCAAUACAUUCAUCUCUUCUCAGAUGCGCCACGAGAGACUUUCGCCUACCUCGCACGCCACAGCAUCGGCGAGAAUCUCGCCCUAUUUUAUGAAGAAUUUGCGGCCUGGUUAGAAGGCGCAGGUCGUUUCACACAGGCAGAAGAGAUAUACAACUUGGGCAUUGACCGAGAGGCCCGCCCAGUUGAGCGCUUGAUUCGCAAGUACGGAGAAUUUCAGCAUCGUUUUGAGAGUCGCCCUCAAGAGGUUCCCGAACCUUCAAGCCCCGCACUCCCCGCCGUUCGUCCAGCCCUCGCCGCUAAAAUGGACCCCUUUGCGCAUGCAUCACCGAGUGCGCCGAGCCCACAACCACAAAGCCAGCCCAAAACUGCUGGGGGUGCUUCUCGCUCCGGAAAGCCCAAGCUUGCCAUCUUUUCGGAUGGUGACGAUGCCGCAAGACCUGGCUCGACUGGAAGCACGGAAGGAUGGGACAGCAUUGGAUCGCUCGCAGACCGCAAAAAGGAGAACACAACGGAAGCACGGCCUUGGGCUGGUGAGACUUUGAAGGUUGGAAAGAAGAACACUGGGGUUCCCAAGAUGUCUAUCUUCAAGGAUGAGACCAAAUCAAAUCCUAAUGACGAAAAUGUCAGCCCCCACCCAUUGCGUGAACAUCAACAGGCUGUCAACCCAAGGACUGGCAGGCUUGAAGUAGUAUUUGUAGAUUUAGAGCAAGUUUACCCUAACCACGAGGACCCCAUGUCGGAGGAAUACUCAUUUGAAGAACUGCGAGCUAAAUACAGAGGAUGGAUGGACCAUGAUUGGGAUGCCAUUCGCCGCAAAGAGCAGAUGCAGGCGAGGAAGGCGGCUGAAGAGGUUGAAGAGGCUGAAGUUGCUAAACGGCCAAAGCCCAAUGCCGCACCUCUAGCACCCAAACAGGAUUUCGAGCAGCCUCCUAAGCCCAAGACCGUACCCUUAAAAGGUAGCGUUGAUGAUGACAUGGAUAACGACGAAAACGCGCCACCUUCACAAGCAGACUUGGAGAAGGCAAGGGCAGCUAAGAAGGCUAGGCGGGAGGAGCGUGCCAAUCGGACUAGAAAGAUCAAGGUUAUGGAAGUCAAAGAAGUUCGCGGAGAGACUCAGACAAUCCAAGCCAACUUGGAUUCUCCAGCAAAGCCAAAGAUGCGGCGGAAGAAGACUGGUCUGGAAACGACAAUGACCCUCCACACCAAAGAAGCCAUGGACGAGAUCUACGAUAUAUUCAACGAACCGUUGAAGAAUGCCGAUGAGGAAGUCUCUGAGGUCCAGAGUGUUGAUGAGAGCAGUGGGGACGAUGAGGAUGACUAUACGAGUGGAGCCGAAAGUACUGCUACAGGUCGCAUAUCGUGCGCUACAAGCGAGUUUGGAGAUGAGACAACAGCUGGAGAUUUCACACUUGGCACCAGAGUUCUCAACACUGAGGAGGACGACGACGAGGACGACGAUGAGGAAGAAAGCGAUGCCGACGACUCGGACACCAAGAGUGUCUCUGCAUGGUCAGAGUUCACGGAGAGCAAGCAUGUGCCCAAGGAUCAGGAAGAUGGAUCAGAUGACGAGUCGGAGCAUUCGGAGCACUCUCAGGACGAUUCUUUUGACGACGUAACGCGCGCAGAUGUCGACUCGGAACAGCAACACGAGUCAGAUGUCGUCACUCCUACCUCGCCUUCAGCGCCUGCAUCGCUACCUACCCGCUUUGUCCCUGUGCCACCAGAGGAUUAUAAUCCAGCCAUGCAACCUUAUCGAGACCCGAUACAGACUGCGAAUAAUCGAUUGCCAUUCAUGACGCCUAUCGUCGAGAAGACAGAGUCGUCCUUGGGCAUCGCCACUGCUUAUGCGCAGAAGGAUUACUUCACUGCCGCCACGAAGACACCGUCACGAUCGAAAGGUACAGCUGGCAUUCUUGAAGACGACGAUGAGGAUGAGGACGAUACUUGCAGUAGCCCCUUCGCAGAUCUUCUAAGUCAGGUUAUUGACGGCCCAGGGAAACUCGCGAAACUCGCCCUGACAGAGUCGAAGCCGGUACCUAAAGAGCCCACCACCGAACCGCAACGAAAACCGUUGGCUGCAAAAGAGGUCCCAGCUAAAGCGCCAAAGGUCAACGGCCCGAUCAUCAAAGACGCGCAGUGUAAUCCAGUGGAUGAGAGCGUCCGCAAGACCAUUCUGCAAGAAAUCCAGCCCCCACUUGAUAGCUACGAUGGUUACUACGCAGACACCGAAGAGACCUAUGGAAAGGGUGCUGAUAUACGAAAGUACACCAAGUCAGUGUCCAAAUUGGGUAAAGGAGAGAAGACUUCCACGAAUCCUCCUCUUUGCCCUACUCUGCAAUUCCCAGGAACAAAGCGGACAUAUACCGUCAAACGUGAGCUUGGGAAAGGAGCCUUCGCUCCAGUGUAUCUGGUGGAGAGCCAGGAUCCUGAAGAUGAGGAAGAUGAGAACAAGCCUUCGCAGAUGGGCAGGGGCGAGUUCGGCUUGAAGCGGAAGGAUCUGGAAGCAAUCAAGAUGGAGGAUCCACCAACGCCAUGGGAGUUCUACAUCAUGCGACAGGCCAAGAGACGACUAGGUGUAUCCCGAGCGGCCGAUUCGAUCGUUCACGCGUACGAGAUGCACGUCUUCAAAGACGAAUGUUACCUCGUUGAGGAGUUUCGAGAUCAAGGUACGCUGCUUGACUUGGUGAACCUUGCUCGUGGAGAGAAUGGUGUCAUGGACGAGCAACUUGCCAUGUUCUUUACUAUCGAGUUAUUCCGCACGGUCGAGGCGCUCCAUUCAAAGGGUGUAAUACACGGCGACCUCAAGUCGGACAACAUUCUCGUGCGAUUUGAUUCUUUACCAAAGGAUAAGCACUGGGACUCAGAGUACAAACGCGAUGGACGUGACGGCUGGUCUGCAAAGGGUAUCUCGCUGAUCGACUUCGGCCGUGGUAUCGACAUGAAGGCCUUCAAGCCAGAUGUCCAAUUCAUCGCAGACUGGCCCACGACAGAAGCCGAUUGUGCAGAGAUGCGCGAAUUGCGUCCCUGGACCUACCAGAUCGAUUAUCACGGCCUCGCUGGCAUAGUUCACAAUCUGUUAUUUGGCAAAUACAUCGCUACAAUCGGUGAACGGGGCGCCACUCUUGGUGCUGGCGCAACCAAAACGUACAAGAUCAAGGAGAGUUUGAAGCGGUAUUGGCAAACGGAGAUUUGGCACGAGUGUCUCGAUCUGCUUCUGAACCCGCUGAUGCAUCUUGAUGGCGAAGAGGGGAGGAAGAUGCCGGUACUGAAGGGUAUGAAGGAGGUGAGGGAGAAGAUGGAGACAUUCCUCGAAAGCAAUUGCGAGAAGGGUAUCGGCUUGAAGGUCCUCAUAAGGCGUAUGGAGGAAGCUGUUAAGAAGCGGUGA
This is a messenger RNA of Alternaria atra, 3777 nucleotides long. RefSeq lists its product as uncharacterized. Gene Ontology annotation, molecular function: protein kinase activity; ATP binding. The coding region runs from base 1 to 3777 and encodes 1258 amino acids. NCBI's taxonomy places the organism in Eukaryota, Fungi, Ascomycota, Dothideomycetes, Pleosporales, Pleosporaceae. Gene Ontology annotation, biological process: meiotic sister chromatid cohesion, centromeric; protein phosphorylation; mitotic spindle assembly checkpoint signaling. The transcript is spliced from 3 exons. The record is from RefSeq and is a predicted model, not a curated record.